Jaminaea rosea is the source of this 1806-nucleotide messenger RNA. RefSeq lists its product as hypothetical. The record is from RefSeq and is a predicted model, not a curated record. The transcript has 2 exons. Gene Ontology annotation, molecular function: transmembrane transporter activity. Gene Ontology annotation, biological process: transmembrane transport. Bases 1 to 1806 code for a protein of 601 amino acids. Lineage: Eukaryota; Fungi; Basidiomycota; Exobasidiomycetes; Microstromatales.
AUGGCAGAGGAGGCUCCCGCCGGUGUCUCCAAGGUCGAGGCCUUCAACAAGGUCCUGUACCACUCUGGCGCUAAGGGCAAGAUCCUUCUCUGGCUCCUCGCCGUCUCCAUCGGUCUCACCAUGUUCGUCUAUGCCAUGGACCAGGGUAUCACCACUACUUUCUUCACUGCCAUGGCUACUUCGACCUUCGGCAACCACGCUGGCCUCGCUGCCGUCUCCGUAGCAAGCCAAAUUAUCCGCGCUAUCAGCAAGCCCUUCAUCGGAAAGCUCGCCGACCUGUCGUCGCGUCCUACCACCUACGUCGUCGUCCUCGUCUUCUACGUCAUCGGUUUCGUCGUUGCUGCCUCUUCACACACAUUCGCGGCCUACGCAAUUGGCAUUUCCUUCACUGCCAUUGGCAAGUCCGGUCUGGACUUGCUUGGAGACAUCAUCGUUGGCGACUUGACGCCCCUUGAGUGGCGUGGAUUCUUCGGCUCCCUGCUGUCGAUCCCCUUCGUUAUCACCGUCCCAGUCAACGGAUUCAUUGCUGAUGGCCUUGGAGACGAUCACUGGAGAUGGGGACUAGGCAUGUUCUGCAUCAUGGUUCCUGUACUUCUCGCCCCUGCCAUCUGGACUCUCUACACCAUGCAACACCGCGGCCAGAAGCUCGGCAUGGUCACCAUGGCCAGCUCCAAGAAGGAGCGCAAGGAGGGUGCCCCUAUUGCUAUCAACUGGAAGCGCGCCGUCAUCGAUGCUCUAAUCGAGAUCGACUUCUUCGCUCUCAUCCUCCUCGGUUUCGCCUUCGCCUUGAUCCUCCUUCCCUUCACCCUCGCCAAGUCCGCCGCUGGAGGAUGGUCUAACCCCUCGAUGAUCGCCAUGCUCGUCGUGGGCUUCGUCAUCCUCGGCGCCUUCGUCCUCUUCGAGAUGUACGUCUCGCCCAAGCCUUUGAUGAGCCACCGCAUCCUCCGCAACCGCGCCUUCAUUGCCGCGGUCGUCAUCGACGUCUUCGCACAGUGCUCGUCCGCCGUUCGCAACACCUACUUCUUCUCGUACGUCUAUGCCGUCAAGCCAUGGAGCAACUACGUCCUCAUCAUCUUCCUGGGCAUUACCACCAUUGGUCUCUCCCUGGUCGGCCCCAUCGCCGGUAUCGUGCAGCGCAUUACGCACAGGUACAAGACGAUGAUGAUCAUCGGUGGUGUGGGCAAGUUCAUCGGCUAUGGUGUCCUCAUUGAGCCCGGAUCCAACGCCAUGUCGACGGGCACCGGUCGCCUCUUGGCCGCGCAGCUCCUUCUCUGCCUUGCCUCCUUCUCCGUCGUCGGUGCCCGUGUCGGUUCGCAGGCCUCGGUUCCUCACGAGGACCUGUCCACGGUCAUCUACCUGCUCAGCCUUUGGUCUACUCUCGGCUCAUCGGUCGGUGGCGCCAUCGCCUCUGCUAUCUGGACGAACACCAUGCUCGACCAGAUGCGCAAGGAGCUCCCCGACGUGCCCGAAGCCACUCUCAAGACCGUCUAUGGUAGCAUUGCCAAGCUGCGUAGCCGCUACCCCUCUCUCGACGACCCCAUCCGUCAGGGUGUCAUUCGCGCCUACUCGCAGGUCAACGGCUGGAUUGCCAUCACCGCCUGCGUUCUCGCCGCCAUCCCCAUCAUUGCUACCUUCUGGAUGCCCGACUACUACCUCGGAAAGCAGCACAACACCAUCACCCAGACUGGCCUCGAUGGGUCGCGCGUUGAGGUUCCCGAGAACGAGAGGCGCGUUGUUGAGGAGACGGGCGAGAAGAAGUCGUGGUUGAUCAAGCUGAGGGACAUGUACCGUAGGGAUGUCCUCUGA